AUGGGUCAGCAGACAGGGAAGUCUUCCCCAGGACAAGGCCCUAGCUCACUGCUGGCACCAGGGAUACAAUGGCCUGCUGCUCCUGGUCAUCACAGUGGAUGUCCAGCUCCACGUGCCCAUGUACCACCUGCUCGGGCAGCUCUCCUACUCCUACUGGCCUUCAUGGCCUAUGACAGGUACGUGGCCAUUUGUCAUCCUUUGAACUACACAGUUCUCAUGAGGCCGAGGGUCUGCUGGAUCAUGGUGGCCACAUCCUGGAUCCUGGCAUCCCUGAGUGCCCUCGUAUAUACUGUGUAUACUAUGCACUAUCCCUUCUGCAAAGCCCAGAAGAUCAGGCACCUGCUCUGUGAGAUCCCACCUUUGCUGAAGUUGGCCUGUGAUGAUACAUCCAGGUAUGAGCUCAUGGUAUAUGCGACAGGUGUGACUUUCCUCUUACUCCCCCUUUCUGCCAUUGUUGCCUCCUACACACUAAUCUUAUACACUGUGCUCCACAUGCCCUCAAAUGAAGGGAGGAAGAAAGCCCUGGUCACCUGCUCUUCCCACCUGACUGUGGUCGGAAUGUUCUAUGGAGCUGCCACCUUCAUGUAUGUCCUGCCCAGUUCCCUGCACAGCCCCAGAGAAGACAACAUCAUCUCUGUUUUGUACACAAUUGUCACUCCAGCCCUGAACCCCCUCAUCUACAGCCUGAGGAAUAAGGAGGUCAUGUAG
Molecule: messenger RNA, 708 nt
Organism: Galeopterus variegatus (Sunda flying lemur)
Lineage: Eukaryota; Metazoa; Chordata; Mammalia; Dermoptera; Cynocephalidae
Product: olfactory receptor 2AG2-like
Exons: 2
Coding region: 1-708 (235 amino acids)
Biological process (GO): G protein-coupled receptor signaling pathway
Cellular component (GO): membrane
Molecular function (GO): olfactory receptor activity; G protein-coupled receptor activity
Source: RefSeq, a predicted model, not a curated record